GAAACAAAAUCGAAUUGGAAGAAAUAUUGUCUCAGAGGGAGCAACAUCAGGCAUCUCACCAUGCUCUAAUAUUGCUUUCUGUACCUGGAUGCCGUCGGGGUUAGAAUGGGGUCAAGUAGCCCCACGUCAUGUCGGCGGCGAUCCUCACUCCUCCUCAGUCUCGACUCUCAUGCUUCACAUGCAAAGGGUGUCGUCACCAGCCACGUGGGACCUCGUUCGCGAUAACCUGCUGCCUCCCAUCAUCACCUGUAUCACACGAACCCUUCUAGCUUAGAUCCCACAAUUCACUUCAACAUCUAACAUUCACCUCCUUGCUUUCACCCACUUACUGCAUGAUGUCUUUUCUGAUCAACAACUUGAUUCAACCUCUUAACAGUCUGGUGUUUGGGGAAGCUACGGCGGCGCCCUCGCCACGCCCUGGCACCCGCGAUGAGAAUGGCCUUUACGAACCUACACCUACAGACAUCUUCGUCGUGCGCGCGAUGCUUGUCAAAGCGAUGCGGCUCCCUCCAGACAUCGUCGAUGCCGUGUUUGACUAUGCGGAGUACUGGGCUCAUUCAUCCAACUACAUUGACUACAUCGAGGAGCACAAAAACCCACUAAGGAUUCUAGGGGGCAGCGCAUCAGAAAACCGCUUCUUGCUUCGCUCGUUCCCCGUUGGCUUCACAUCCCUUGGUGACCGACAAAGCCUCGCGGACACCCUCACCUACGACAUGAACGAGGCCACUCCUCGACCCCUGAGUCGUGAACAUGAUCCGCAAUUCUUCGAGUCCCUUUUGAAUCACCCUACGCCCAAACUUGCACGCCCAGUCCGCAAGGUCGUGUUCACUGUCAAGAUGAAGGACCAGGGCUGGGUCGGCGGCCGACAACAUCAGAAAGGCGCCUUCAACGGAUCAUGGACAUGGGUCGAGGCUGGCCUCGAGCGGUUUGACAGCGAGCAAGAAUGCGAUGAGAACUGCGUCGCCGAUGCACGGUACAAUUCGGCCAGCUCGACUGCGCAUGCGUUGCCCCUCUGUGCCUUGCGGAGUAUCUACCCCGAAGCCAAAUCAGCACGCGAGGAAGGCAAAUUCAACUACCAGCACGAACUCGCCGCGGACCAGGAGAGGGAGAUUCAGCGCAGUAGGCUUGCGACAAGGGAGUGGCUCAGCAAGACUAUCACCUGGCGCUGGACGGAUAGCAUAGAUCCUGAAUCUGAGGAUGGCGAAGAGCUUUUCCAGGAGGGUCGUGGCAGAGGCAGUGCGACGGGCGAAUUCGUACGGAACCUGAAGCUGGGCGAUGUCAUUACAAUAUGGGGCAAAGCCAGGUUUCGAGGAUGGGUUCUCAAUCUUGAGAAGGUCAAAGUCGACGUGUACUGGGCCGUCUAAGCUACUGAUGAGCCGUUGCCGAGGUCUCUAGGGUAGAGCAUAUGUUACAUGACCACGUCCAAUGGUCUGAUCCUCCCUCAAAGGAUAAACACUGGUUAUGAUUACAAGUUUCUUUUGCUCUGCCUUCCAACUAGCAUGGAGUCGGGCUCAAG
Messenger RNA from Emericellopsis atlantica, 1516 nucleotides. RefSeq lists its product as uncharacterized. The coding region runs from base 333 to 1364 and encodes 343 amino acids. The transcript is spliced from 2 exons. Lineage: Eukaryota; Fungi; Ascomycota; Sordariomycetes; Hypocreales; Bionectriaceae. The record is from RefSeq and is a predicted model, not a curated record.